CGGGUGUAGCGAUCCCGAGGUACCCGAGCAUUUUAGGGGCCCAGUGUGAUAAGAGAUAAAAGGCAGAGACAAAGAAAUGUAGUUAUCGUAAGAAAUUAAAGAUAUAUAAGACCGUAUAACUUCUAGCUACAGAAGCUCGAAGUCGAGGAGGGAUGCAAAGUAAAAUAUCGUAACGUAAAAACUGCGAUACAUCGAAGAGCGUUGUAACCAGAGUUAUGUUCUCCGCGCUGCGAUAAAAAAAGAAGCAUGGAAUCGAGCGACAUCGGUGUUCGGCGGCCGCAGUUGACGUUUGGCGAAGGGCGCGAUAAGAUGGUCGGUAAGGUCGCGGAGCAGGGCGCGUGUACCUACGGAGAAGUCGCAAAGGACAAAGCGCCAGAAUCGAAGAGGGGGAAAAGAGGAGAGAGAGAGAGUGUCGGGCAGGAAGGGUGGCAGCAACCUCGACGACGAAGGUGGGCCGUUCCGAGCACGGGUGGCCAUGAAACGCCGAUAGACGAGGCGGGCGCGGUGGUCCUCCGCAGGGAGCCGGGGUUCAGCGGCGCGAUAGGCGGACGCGUUUCAGGAGGUACGCGGGAGAGCUCGCCAACGGUGUAGCGACGGUGGUGCAGCGAAUGAAAGCGUCGAAGGUCUGCUAUUGGCCGAGCUCGUCCAAUGGCAGGAUGGUUAGGUCUGGCCAGGGUCUGGCUGGGGGUCGGUUAGGUAGCCCCGCGAUCCCCUCUAGUCGACCGAGUGGGAGCCCUUCUCUCACACGCAAAAGGGGACAUCUCAUCACGACUCUUGGUAGCAGGCACUUCUCCGUAGUGGGCACUCCACUCAUCGUGUCGUCGUACGGGUUCUCCGCGAGAGGCUGUGGGGCCCGAGCCCGGACGAGCGAGCGAGCGAGCGAGCGAGCGAGCGCGACCGGCCGAGCCGCUGGUCGAGUGGGUCUAAGCGGCCGUGAGGACCUCUCCAGGAGUACCCGACAGUCCUCUCCAUUCAUUCAUCCAUCCAUCCAUCCAUCCAUCCAUCCAUCUAUCCAGCCAGCGAGCCAGUCAGCCAGCCAUCCAUAGACGCGCUCUCCUCUCCUACGAAGAGAGAGUGUAUCCUCGACGAAGGUGGAGGCGAACCCGUAGAGUGGUACAUCUACCAUCGUCUCUCUAUCGGCAGAGUCCAAGGACUCGAAGACCCCCCGGGUGAUUUCAGUCGGCCGCCGGCCGGCUCUGGCCGGCCACUAUCCUCGACCACGUGUGUGCCAUCGUUCUUCCCAUCGUGUCGUGUCAGUUUCGGUGCCGUGACGUGACGUGUGAUCUACCUGCCGGGCGAAAGCCUCCUUCGUCCUCCGAGGGUCGAGCGACUGCUCGUCCGGUGCGCGCGAGACCCUUCGCCAAGGAGACUCGUCGCUGCCACCACGCGGCGGACGCACAUCGAACCGUGCUCUCCUCUCCGUUGUUACAUUCGCGAACGGCGAUCUUAGAAGCCGAGGGACGCUCGCUGGUUGUCCUUGACCAUCGACCAGGUGGUGUGCUCCAGCCCUCUCGCGUGUCGAGCGUCGAGCAAGUGCCCUCUUCGAACGGAGAAAUGCGCCGGACGACGCGGUGUUGUCGUCGCUGGACGCGUCCAGCACCGGGUAUAGAGAAGAUGGACGCUACUCGCGAACUUUAUCGUAUCGGUUGACUCCCAGUGAUAUCCAAAGAAUCCAACGGGAACCAGUGUAAUAUCGUGCAGUUAGAGGAUUAUUCGGUGUGAAUGAUCAAAGUGCGACUGUGAACCCUCCGAACCGUGCAAAGUGAUCGGUUAACGCGAGACUUUGGCAUCCCUGAUCAAAUAAAAAAAAAAAGAAAAAAAGAAAAAAAGAAAAAAAAAGAAAGAAAGGAAAGAAAGGAAGGAAUUGAUUCCACGGAUCGUCUGACGGACGCCGCGUCCGAGAUAUUCGAAACAACGUCGAGGUCCGCGCGUCUGGCAGCGGUGGCAGGUUCGUCAUGUCGUUUUCUCGCGGUUAGCGCCGGCCUCAGGAUUCCGCGAAGCGCGAGCUUCAAGUACUUCGACGGCGCUGGCCUUGCCGAGAUGAGCGGUGGCAACGGCGGCGGCGGAGGCGGCGGAAACAACGCCGGGAACCAAGGAAACGGUAAUGCCACCAGCUACCACCAGCAUCAACAGCAACAGCAACAACAACAACAACAACAACAACAACAACACACUCAGCUGGAGCAGGCAAGCUUGCUGCCGGACGAUCUAAACGGUAUUGACCUGGCGGUGAACCUGUCGCCCAAACAGCACUCGUCCCACGUACAAGCGGCUGGCGGCGCUCAUACUAUACCGUUCAGUGUCAACAGCAUCCUGUCCCCGAACGACGAAUCGUACAGGAAGCUCGGUCAGGAAAUCGGCGUCGGCGUGGUCACGCAUCCUCAGGUCUCGCCUUACGGGAACGCGUGCGGCGCCCGAGUGGGCGGCAAUACCGGUAGCUUGAGUGCGAGCAGCGGCAGUCCACCGCUUCACGGAGGCUCGACGCCCGGUGGCGGCACUCCCGGACCGGUUUCCGGUGCCAACGACGCCGCCGGCCCCGGCAUGACCGCCAUGGGGAAUCCUUACGCUACCAUGCAGCUCACCUCUCAGUAUCAGUAUUGCGCCGCGGAGCUGUCCCCUUAUCACCACGCGGGAUCAGGGGUCGCGGGAGGUGCCACCGCCACCGAUCCCAUGAGGUCUCAUCAUCCCUGGUACGCGCCCGCCCCGCCGGCCACCAACGACCCCCGCUUUGCCAUCGCUUGUUCGUCUCCGCCCUCGGAUGAAAACAACCAGUGGUGCAUUGACGCUGCUUUAGAAGCUGAAUACCUCGUCUCGCGGCUGAUGGGCGCCGCGGCGGCGGGCGCCGGGUCCAACAUGGCCGGGUGCUCGGUGGGCCAGUCGAUGGGCGACGUGACCAAGUCCUCGGGAAUGGGAAUGGGCGUCGGCGUCGGCGUCGGUGUCAGCAUGGGCGUCGGCGGGAUGCAGUUUCCCCACCUAACCCAAAGACGAAAGCGUCGCGUUCUCUUCACCCAGCAGCAGGUUCACGAGCUCGAGAGGCGGUUCAAACAGCAGAAAUAUCUGAGCGCCCCGGAACGGGAACACCUGGCGUCCCUGAUCAAUCUCACGCCCACACAGGUACGUGCGCAACAUUUGUUUAGAUUCCUCUGUCGUCGGGAUAGAUUCUUACAUCGUUCAUUAAAGAUGGAUGACACGGAGUAUCGGGAGGGGGUAUUUAAUGAUCGGCGGACGCUCAGAUUUACCUUGGAAAAAAGUGGUACGUAAC
Hylaeus anthracinus is the source of this 3262-nucleotide messenger RNA. Its product is annotated as homeobox protein Nkx-2.4-like. Gene Ontology annotation, molecular function: DNA-binding transcription factor activity, RNA polymerase II-specific; RNA polymerase II cis-regulatory region sequence-specific DNA binding. Gene Ontology annotation, biological process: regulation of transcription by RNA polymerase II; cell differentiation. Gene Ontology annotation, cellular component: nucleus. The record is from RefSeq and is a predicted model, not a curated record. The transcript has 3 exons. Lineage: Eukaryota; Metazoa; Arthropoda; Insecta; Hymenoptera; Colletidae. The coding region runs from base 2041 to 3261 and encodes 406 amino acids.